AUUCACAGUAUAAAUACUAACGAAAAUUUGUCAAAUUAUCAAUAAUUUUUACGAGAGACAAGUUCGCUAAAUAAAAGUUUUUUAAAGUGAAAAAUGUUUUUCUCUAAAUCAGCAUUGCUCAUAAUAUUUGCUGCCUGUACAUCAUGUACAAUGGCACAAUUAGCCAAGUAUAAUAGCUUAUCAGUAAAGGAUUUGCAAGCGAGUUGCGAAAAAAAUGGUGGUGAUAUAGCUCAACUGGAAACAAUUCAUACAAAAGUUGACGCUCUUUUUAACGAAAAACUUAAGGAAAUGUCAGCUGAAGAAGCACUUAAGACUGACUGCAAUUGUUUGGGUCCCGAUCUAAAGACUUUAUUAAAAGAAGAAAUGGCAGUUGUGAAAAAUUGCUUGAAGGGCGAAAUUGAACUGUCCGAUGAUGAUAUUAAAACUUUAAUUGGCCAAAGUGUGAAAAAAUUGUGUGCUCUCAAUCGACUUUCAUCGUUUGAAAAAUCUCUUAGCACUUGUAUUAACGCUGAUGAACAACUUGCAUGUGAAACUAUUGUAUUGGAGCCAGUUGAAGAAUUAGAAAAUAGUGAUCAAUUCGCUAAUUUAGGAUUGACAUUUUCCCCUGAAGGAAAAAAAGUAUGGACCGAUUUGCUUGAUUGCUCAUCGAAAGCUAUUGAGAAUUGUAGCGAAGAAGAGAAGAAGACACAUUUAAUACUGACUAUGCGAAUGAAGGAUGCAUUCAAAGAUCGAAUUUAAAUCUGAAUAAUAAUUACUGAUUAUAAUGCGAAAUAAAAAAUUGUUAAUUUCUUAAUUGUAAAAGAAUAAUAUUGUUUAACAUCAACAACUAUUUAUGUGCAUAUUUAAAAAUAAACUCUGAUUUUAAACACCAA
Messenger RNA from Leptopilina heterotoma, 872 nucleotides. RefSeq lists its product as uncharacterized. The record is from RefSeq and is a predicted model, not a curated record. Bases 94 to 738 code for a protein of 214 amino acids. The transcript is spliced from 4 exons. Lineage: Eukaryota; Metazoa; Arthropoda; Insecta; Hymenoptera; Figitidae.